This is a messenger RNA of Suillus plorans, 1830 nucleotides long. RefSeq lists its product as uncharacterized. Lineage: Eukaryota; Fungi; Basidiomycota; Agaricomycetes; Boletales; Suillaceae. Bases 86 to 1591 code for a protein of 501 amino acids. The record is from RefSeq and is a predicted model, not a curated record. The transcript is spliced from 3 exons.
GCUGGCCAAAUGAGGUUCACUCAGACUUCGGAAUCUGCUCACCUGAUUCCAUUCCAUUCGCCUCACGUUAACACUUGCAAGUACUAUGCAGCAUCGGGCUCUCCUUGUAUCAGAUGUACUACUGGUCAUAUUCGAGCAUGUGAACCACGAGAAAAAUAGUAGAUGGUCUCGAAAAUCCCUUGCAGCGCUUGCUAGCACAUGCAAAGACUUCCACGAGCCUGCAAUGGAUCUGCUUUGGGCUAAUAUGGAUGGAAUAGAACCGCUGUUAGGCUGUGUUACGAGACUACAUCCAAUGAUAUAUGGCGGCAAUAAAAAGCAUAUUGUCACGGUCAUGCAUGAAUUCUCAAGGCAGCUUAUCCGACGUCCUGAAGGGCAGCCCUUCUGUUCUCAAUCUGUCGAUCCCCUAUCUGAGCACGAGACCCAUCAGUUUUUGCGCCAUGCCGCUCGUGUGCGCUCAAUUUCCAUAAGCCACGACAGCCAUUUUCAUCUUAUCUCAGCUCUUCCCAUCGAGACAUGCAUCUUUCCGAGACUGCUGUCAUUAGCACUGGUUCGAAUUCUAUAUCCGACAAAAUAUUUGCAUCUCUUCCUGUCCCCCAUGCUGCGUUGCUGCGUCUUAUCGGAGAUUCAACCGGAUCUGAAAGUUCUUGUGACCCGUUGUGUUGCCUUGGAGGAUUUAUCCAUCAUACCUUGUGGUUCAUCACGUGAACUUUCCCCACUGUCUAACAGUACUAUUUUCUGUUUGUGCAAGCGGCUUGUAAAUUUGCGUUGUCCACCGCUCGACUGGGCAGCAUGGAAGGACCUCUCUAUGCUCCCUACCCUUCUUACAGUAUGGAUUCACGGCAAAGUCACGGAUCUUUAUUUCUCUAUUGACAGCGCAGCAUACAUUAUCGCAGUCAUGCACAAUUUUGAAUUGCCCUCACUGAAGCGGGUCAAGAUCAAUGUGGAUACUUUGCACAGGGCAGAGGGUGACCUGCUUUUACGUGCACUGUCACAGUGCAAAGCAUGUCAGACCCUCGAAUACGUCAAACUCUUCGCCGGUGGCCUAGUGGUCCAGGAACUCUCGGGCAGCUUGUUUACACCGAUCAGACAGUUAUUUUGUUUCAGGCAACUCCGAGUCCUGCGGCUCAUUCUUCCCUAUUGCUGCAGCCAUCUUGACAACGACCUUCUUUUCCAAGCCAUGUCAAGUUGGCCUCACAUCCGCUCGUUGGAAUUAACGGACCUCCAUAGAGACCUCCAUCCUCGUUCACCUGCCGUUACAUUUCGCGGAUUAUUCGCAGCGCUUCGCCUAUGUCCCCACUUGCAAAAACUGCGAAUACCUAUCGAUACUGAACAUAUCGAUAUUGAUCCGACAACCGAAUCAUUUCAACACACUUCCCUACAAUCAUUGGAUCUGGAUUCCCCUGACGUAGUGGAUGUUGAAGCUGUCGCUCGCACCAUCUUCUCCAUGCUGCCUUGCAUCCACCAAGUUAACCAAAUACUCGGUGGGAGACACUGCUGGAAGAACUGGCAAAAGGUCAACAAGCGUCUCGAAACUUUCAAAUCUUCUUCCGUUCUCGGCCAUCAAAUCAUAGGAACAUCUUCGCAGUCCUGAGUGUGGGACACUAAUAUUCGAGAAGUUGUGUCUGUCUUCUCAUAUUUUAGUGUCGUGCUGAAGAACUCUGUACUCUUCAUAAGCACAUUUUACCACGCCAUGUCGAACAAUAGGUCUUGUGUUACCAGUACUAUCUGUUGAACGUUACAGUUUUGUUAGCCUUCUCAACUUCGGCUUCAUUAUCACACUUUUCACGCCAAUCAUACUCGUGUUGUAUUACUAGAAGCGAUCUCGAUCUU